AUGGCGACACCCUCACCCCGACGUAAAUCGUUUUCGCGAUAUAGCAAUCCCUCUCAGAUGGGAGGGAUGCCCAACCAACCUCAGCGGCCAUCGGUGUAUGCUGGACCUCAAGGGCAGGGUACACCUCCCAUGGUCAAUGGGAGGAGAAUGACCUCUGGUCCGAUGGCCCCUGGUCCAGUUCCAGGUCCGGGUCCAAUGAUGAACGGUCCACCACCACCUCACACCGAUCAUUCGUCUCCUCAGACUGCCCAAGGUCCACCGCAGAGGUACAAUCAACCUCAACAGCCGCCUCAUCCUCAGGCUCAAACACCUCAGCAACGUAUACCUAGUAAUCCAAAUGCUUCACCUGUAGUCUCCUCUUCCGGUUCAGGCCCUCAACAACAACCGCAACAACAACAACAGCCAUCGGCAUUAGUAAAUAACACAUCCUAUCCAUGGAUGACCCGACAAUUAGGCCUAUACACCCCUCAGACUUCACCUGCUUCAGCACCUCAAUCGCCCUUCCCGCGAUAUGGUCUGAGCGUUCCUGCUUUCCCAUCCCAUUCGGGACACAUGUUGAUUUUCGGUGGAUUAGUUCACGAGAGAGUGAGAAAUGAUUUGUGGUCGAUGGAUAUAAGGAGUUGUGAGACUUUACCAGUGAAGACCAAAGGUGAUGCACCGAUCCCGCGGGUCGGUCAUGCGAGCGCAAUGGCAGAUAGGAUUAUGAUUGUUUGGGGAGGUGACACGAAAGUGAAUGUGGACGAUCCACAAGAUGAAGGACUAUAUAUCUUAGAUCUACGAUCCCAAGAAUGGACGAGCGUGCCGGUUCAGAAAGGUCCGGUAGGGAGAUACGGCCACGCAGUAUGUCUCGUCGAAGGGAAAUUCUACGUCUUUGGUGGUCAGGCAGAUGGUGCUUUCAUGAAUGAUUUAUGGAUGUAUGAUAUCAAGCAGUUAUCCGGAAACACACAUCGAUGGGAACAGAUACAGUACACUACGCCUGCUCCGCCCAGACGAACAGGUCAUAUAUUAGUUGCUGGAAACAACGGUAAACUAUAUCUCUUCGGUGGUACCGACGGUAAUUACCAUUACAACGAUACUUGGUCUUUUGACGUAGCUACUGGAUCAUGGUCGGAAUUGUCCUGUAUAGGAUAUAUCCCAUUGCCUAGAGAAGGACAUGCUGCGGCGAUAAUAGAUGAUACGAUCUACGUCUUUGGUGGACGAGACGUAAAAGGGAAAGAUCUAGGUGAUCUAGCAGCUUUCAAGUUAUCCAACCAACGAUGGUACAUGUUCCAAAACAUGGGUCCAGUGCCUACCGCUCGAUCAGGUCAUGCGAUGGUAGCUGCCGCAGGGAAGAUCUUCGUAGUUGGUGGAGAAGCCAAUCAGGCUUUGACUGAUGUCCGAGAUGACCCUACUGUGAUACAUAUUCUCGAUACGGGUAAAAUCAAAUACCCACCUGAUACUCAACCGCCUAGAAAUCCUUCAUCAGUCCAGAAUCAUCAGUCUCCGACUCCUAAUCAGCCUCAACCAAGCCAGGAGCAAUUACAAAAACAGGACACUCCGCCUAAAAAUGUCCAGCAACGAGUCAACGACACCCCUCAAUCGGUCAAACGUGGUCUGCCCAACUCUAGCUCAAUGGAUAGUCUCUCCAGAGCAGCUUCACCUCCUGGUAAUGGUGAAAGACUUCCACCUAAUAUGCAACCGCUUGGAGCGACCUUGCCACGAUCUGAAUCGGGUGAUUUGAACCAAGCUCAAGCUACACCCCGAGCGAACGUCAAUGGCGGUGGGCCACCCCAAAGACCAAGAAGAGAAGGUGAUGAGGAAUAUCGUCGAGCGAUGUCACCUACCAAUGGACCUGUAUCACCUUCCAAUAGUAAUUUCCCCGGCGGCCGAGUCACUUCACCUACACAUAACGGUCCUGCUUCGCCACCUUCCAAUGUCAAAACCGGGUUUAACCCUUCGGUCUUAGGGACGAGAUCGCCUUCACCCAGAUUGAGGAUGUUGGAUGGUGAGAGACCUGCUCCACCACCUGAUGCGUUCUAUUAUGGUAGAUCACCCACCUCUGCCAAUGGAUUUGCGAAUAAUCGACCAUCCUCUUUAUCUGGUGCCCAGGACUUGUUAAGGGAGAUUAAAAACAAAGAACAUGAGAUCGAUUUAGGCAAGAAACGAGAAUUGGCCUUGAAAGUGAUUUUGGCGAGAGCUGUCCAACAAGGUUUCGUCACUGGUGAAGAAGAAGAUAUCAAUUUACCUGAGAAGAAUGAGGGGAGUGAAGAGAAGGAAAAAGAGUUGAUACAUAAGUUGACAGAUGCGCUGGUCAAGUUGAAACAGGACAAGGCUACGAUUCAGAACGACAUGUUAGCUCAAAUUCGACUGGCUUCGGAAAAAGCUAUGGAGGCUGAGCGAUUGCGAAGAGGAGCACUGCAAGAAGCCGCUUUCUACCGAGCUAAAAUCGCUACGCUGGAAUCUAAUUCACCAAUCGACUUGGCAAGAAUUGAGAAAGAACGUAUAGUGGAACUGGAGAAACAGAUUGGCAUCAUCUCUCUGGCCCAUGCCUCAUCGCAGAAAGAGUUGGAAUCGGUUUUAGAGACUGUCAAUUCUGUUAGAUCUUUACAUACUGCUGCGGCCGAGAGAGAGACCGAGACUUUGAAAAGAGCAGAGGAGGCUGAAGAAGCUCAUCGAGAGGCUGUUGAGGAGAUUGAACAGCUGCAUGAGAAGCUUUUGGAGAAUGAACAAACUCUACGUGAACAUACCGAAAAACUUAUCACCCUCUCUUCGACGGUACAACAACGCGAAGCUGAGAAGGAUCACCUUCAGACUCAUCUUGAAGAAGCUAUCAAGGGACGAGACGAGAAUAUAGGGUUGAUCGAACAAGCUCAAUCCGCUUUGAAAGCUGCGGGACUCAGGACCACCGAGAUGGAAGGCUUAUACGAAAAAGCCAAGGCGAGAGUAUCAUCCCUAGAGGAGGAGCUGGCAGAGGUGAAAGCUGAACUGGAAGUCAAGACUCGUGAUGCUGAGAUAUCCGAAGAGAAAUAUCGAGAGGUGGAAAAUGCCUGGACUCAAUCUCGUGAGGAAGCUGAUUCGCUCCGUGCGGUAACUACCUCCAGGUUGGGUGAGAUAUUAGAUUCUCACAAAGAGAUGAGGGCGGACGAAUCUCGAUAUUCUAGAGGAUACCAAGAUCAGAUCAAAGCUUUAGAACAGGAGACCGAAUCAUUGAGGAAAAUGUUGAAAGAAGCUGGACAAAGAGUUGAUUCUGCUGAAUCUGGAGUUUCUCAUCAUCGAUCUAAAACACGUGAAUUAGAAUCUAAAUUACAACUACUUCGAGGUGAAUUGAGAGGAUCGAAAACGAAAUUGUUAAAUCUACAAUCUGAAAACUCGAAACAUAAAGAGAUCCAAUCUGUGAAAGAUAAAGAAUUGAAAGAGAAGGAAAUCCACCUCACCGAUCUGGAAACUCGUUCGACAGUCCUGAGAAACUUGUUGGCUGAUCAUGGCAUUGCAGUUUCGGAUAGUGAUCUGGAGAAAGAACCUCCUUCCGCUACUUCUCAAUUGGAAACUCAAUUGCGAGAUCGAGGUAGAGCCAACGAAGCUGCACAGAGGGAAAUUGAAGAUCUCAGAAUGAGAUGUGAAGAAGCUGAAGACAAGGUCGAAAGUUUGGGUAGAUUGAUAGAAAGAUUGAAAGAUGCUAGAUCACCUACUGCCUCGUCGAUGCGGUCGCCCACCCCUACAGGAGAUAGUGAUAGACGUGUUGGGGAAUUGGAGAAAAAGAUGAAUGAUAUGGAGAAAGAACACAGAGAGAAAGUAAAAGCGGUUGAGAAUGAUUAUCAGACGGCCGUUAGGUAUGUUAAAGGAACGGAGAAGAUGUUGAAGAGGAUGAAGGACGAGUUGAACAAACAGAAAGCUACCAAUACGACCCUUCAAAAUGAACUUGAUUCCAUCCGUGGUCAACCCGGUACUCGUACUAGGGAUUUAUCAUCUUCAGGUCGAUCUUCCACGCCUUCAUUGUUGAAUGAGACCAACGAGUUGAAUAGGAAAUUGAGCUUGUUACAAAAUCAACAUUCCAAAUUACAAGAGGAUUUCCAAGCUUCUCAAGAUGUUUUGAACGCUCGAAAUAGAGAAGUUGAAUUAUUGAGAAUGAGAGUGGAAGAAUACGAAAGGGAGAUUGAAGUUUUGAGAGAAGAUUUGGAUCAGGCUAAACAACGGAUCCAAACUUUACUUGAAGUUGGCGUUUCAUCUGGGGAAAACCCAGGAUUGGGGGAGACGGAAGAUGAGGAUGAAGGUAGUGAAGAAGCUAGUAUGGCUUUCGAUAAGUUUACGAAAGAAUUGAAACAAUGGGAAAGAUCAAGAUCACCAGGUCAAGGUGAUCAAGAUGACGAUGAGACUGAUCAAGAUGAUGAUGAGUAUCAUCAUCAUCAUAUUCCAGGAUCGAGUUCUUCCAAUAAUCAACAUUCCACAAGUGGACAUGGUAAUGGACAUAAGAGACAUAGUUCCGAGUACUCGGGUGAUUGGGUACAGUAA
This is a messenger RNA of Kwoniella mangroviensis CBS 8507, 4488 nucleotides long. RefSeq lists its product as uncharacterized. NCBI's taxonomy places the organism in Eukaryota, Fungi, Basidiomycota, Tremellomycetes, Tremellales, Cryptococcaceae. The coding region runs from base 1 to 4488 and encodes 1495 amino acids. Gene Ontology annotation, molecular function: protein binding. The record is from RefSeq and is a predicted model, not a curated record. The transcript has 9 exons.